UUUUGCUUUUCCAUGCAGAGCGUGCACGUUAGGCGGUUUGAAGCCUUGUCCCCACUAUUUCCUUCCACCAGGAUUUGCGACGGCCCGAAAUACCUCAAGAUGUCCCGUUUUUGCGAUGGGUUGUUCUUACUGAGUAUAUGCUCCUUAUCUUCCAGCUUACCCAGCACCGAUUUUGCCAAGUACAUUCCUGAGGAUGAUCUCAAGGCGAUUAAAGCGGGUUCGCUUCGGUCCAAUGUGCCGCCAUCUGACACAUCCGUGUACGUCUACCAGGAGGAUAUUAUAGGCUGUUUGCCGUCACAGAAACCCGUCUGCCCACUGCAGACCACCGAACCGCAGUAUUUCAGGCUGCCGGACGGGACGGUAGAGAUCCCGUAUAUCGUUGAGCCGGAAGUGGACGAAACACUGAUCGAUGAAAUCGUACUCGCCCUGGAAUCCAUCUCCAACCAAACCGGCUGCAUGCAGUUCGCGUCGGCCGACGACGCGGCCAUCAAACACGUCCCCAGCCGACCGGUGAUUCGCUUUUCGGGCAGUGAUAUGUGCGCCGGAGAAUUCGAGGGCGCCAAAAGUCCCCGGCAUAAAGUUUACAUCAGUCCUCAGUGUAUUAACGGUGAACGGAGUAAUAUCCAACGGUUGAUUUUGUUGGCGAUGGGAUUUCCACAUGAAGUUAGCCGCAACGAUCGCGACCAGUAUAUCAUCAUCAACUGGUACAACGUUGUCCCAGAGAGAACCUGGGAGCUGGAGAAAUAUGAUCGCGGGGUUUUCGAUAGUCUUCCAUACGACUACGAUUCCAUUUUACAUCCCGGCUACGUUUUCUUGGCGCAGAACACCAAAAUGCCGACCAUUAUGGCUAAAAAUAAAGCAAGAGUAGGCCAAAAUAAACAGCUAAGCGAAACGGAUAUCAAGAAAAUCCAGAACCUAAUCUGCAAAAAAACAGCUACGCAACCGGCAGCCACCCAAAACGCGCAAAUAGUACCCGAUACGCCGGUCCCGACACCCACACCGACGAAGAAACCCUCCGAUAACGAAAUUAAAGUUCCGGCAGUCCCGAUAAAAUCUGCCGGCGCGGCGCCAUCCAAAGCGGACGCAACGACAGGCGAUAUUCAACCAUCCAUGUGUUCGCUACGCCAGCUAGUGCUUUUGCAGAACACGCAGACUAUGUCGAGGACGACGGUUUUUCCCACGAAACGUCGCCUGAACCAUUCGACGAAGGACACCACGUGGUGGUACGCACAAGAUUCCGCUCCCGAUAAAACCGACUACUUGGGCCAAUCGGUGGAUUAUACGGAAUUUAGUGGUGUGGUCAAAACCGUAACGACGAAACUGGACAAUGCGGCCACCCGCAUACUGGAAACGGAAUAUCAGCCGCUCGUACUGGAUGACGGCAACACGCGCUUGCAACGAAAAUUCGAGACCAGGAUCGUCCAGUGUCAAGACCGGGAAAGGUCGUUAUAAGUUCUUCGUUAUUGUGUUAUCAGUUAGAGCUGUUGCUAAUAUUGUCUGACGCAAAAUGUCUUCCAAAAGCUUCACUUAGAAAACUGAAUAAAAUAAU
Molecule: messenger RNA, 1549 nt
Organism: Paramacrobiotus metropolitanus
Lineage: Eukaryota; Metazoa; Tardigrada; Eutardigrada; Parachela; Macrobiotidae
Product: hatching enzyme 1.2-like
Exons: 7
Coding region: 13-1452 (479 amino acids)
Biological process (GO): proteolysis
Molecular function (GO): zinc ion binding; metalloendopeptidase activity
Source: RefSeq, a predicted model, not a curated record